Oncorhynchus mykiss (rainbow trout) is the source of this 4948-nucleotide messenger RNA. RefSeq names its product tumor necrosis factor ligand superfamily member 14. Gene Ontology annotation, biological process: immune response. Gene Ontology annotation, molecular function: tumor necrosis factor receptor binding. NCBI's taxonomy places the organism in Eukaryota, Metazoa, Chordata, Actinopteri, Salmoniformes, Salmonidae. The record is from RefSeq and is a predicted model, not a curated record. Gene Ontology annotation, cellular component: membrane.
CGGAUUUUGGCCAGGUGGGAUGCUACCGUCCCACGUACCCCAGAGAGAUAUUUUUUUAAAGUAAACAUUGGCUUUUAAUUAUAUCAUCCUUUUUUUACAUGGUGGGGUCACAAGUUUUUUUUUUAUCAAAAAAGUUGGGGAACCCCUGCCCUAACCUAAUCUUAAUCCUAAUUUUAACCCUAACCUUAACCCCCAAACCUAACCUUAAUCCUAACCCUAAACCUAAACCUAGCUCCUAACCCUAACUGUAUCUCCUCACCUAAUUCUAACAUCAACCCCAACUAAACCCCUUAGAAAUAGCAUUUGACCUUGUGGGGACUAACAAAAUGACCCCAGUUGGGCAAAUGUUUGUUUGUUUACUAUUCUAUUCUGGUCCCCACAAGUAUAGUUAAACGCGUACACACACACACACACACACACACACACACACAGAGAUGCACACAUCCAGUAAGCACUGACUGACGUAGGAUGUCCAUGGAUGUUGAAAACUUGGUGAAAUUUGGUCAGUCCAUCUUGGUAUUGAUUUCAACAUCAACAGAAGUUAAUUUCCAGACAGAUCUUGAUUUGGCCCUGGUUCAGAUUUGGUCCGCUCUGGACCACCCUUGAUUUGGCCCAAACAUGGACAUCUAUGAUUUCUUAAGAUUUGGUCAGCUCUGGACGGGCCUAUGUUGGGUUCAGAUUUCGUCCUGUCUGGACUAACCACAUUUUUAUCAAUGUCCGUAAAAUACGUAUUUUCAAUGUCUGUAAAAUACGUUUUCAACUUUCACUUAGAGCUGAAAAUGAACAUGACUUCAACCUCCGUAAUUAUGUCUUUUCAACUUCUUUCCAACAUCAUUUUGCUCACUGGGCACUCAUUUCAUACAGUUCUUUUUAGCCAGAAUUGUCCACUCAGUAACAAUUUCCACAGUUUUCCAAGGAGUCCUGGAUUCCAUAGAAUCAAUAAAAACAUACACAUCACAUAAAAGUUGUCUAGAUAAAAACACACAUACACAUAAGCAUACACAGCAUACCCAGUAGUAAACAUACACAAAUAUGUACACACAUACAGCAUAUGCAAUGUACAUACCAUUUUUAAGGACAACUUGUUGUAUGUUUUAGUUAUAUGACAUACAGAAUGUUUUUUUAGAAGUGUGCAUUAUGGUCAGAGAGGUGGUGGGUGGUGCCAAGGGAAAGCUUUACAUUGUUAUUGCAAUAUGCUCUUGUUAGUUUUGGAUGAGGUUUACUCUUUGCCACUGAUCUAAGAUCAGAUUUCUACUGCCCCAGCCUGAUCGCUAAGGGGGUUUGGAAAGGGUGUUGAUCCUACAUCUGAAUAUGAUUUUGAAUAUAGGUUUAGUUUUAGAUUCUUUUCACUAGUGGGUAAUUGAAAAGUUAAAGAAUUGAAAAUGACUUUUAGAACACACCUUAGAGAGCAUGCUGAAGCUAUAUAUGGACACCCCUGCUGUGUACCUUUCAUCCACUUCCUGACAUAGUAAACCCCAAUCCAUCUCCAAGUGCCAAGCAGAGACGCAUUUUUCCAGUCUUUGGUAUGGCUUGACCGGGGAUCGAACUCCCAGCCUUCCAAUGUCAGGGAGGGCAAAGCAUGAUCUUGACAAAGCAUGAUCUUGACACAGCAUGAUCUUGACACAGCAUGAUCUUAACACAGCAUGUGGUAAAAAACAAUACCAUGAAAAGUCUUAACAACACAAGAAUAACAAUAGAAUGAACCAUAUGUUGUUGUUUUUUACAAGAAGCUGCACUGUCAAGGAUCAUGAAUAUAUUGGUCUUGUCGUGAUUUUAUUGUUUUUGCUGGUAGAGACAGCAGACCACUCUCUACCAGAUCAGAUACUCAUCAUGAGAGUGGCUGAGAGUGAGUGAGAGGAAGUGUGAACAGAGCAACAAAUGAUUGCGAAACUCAAUGUAUGCUGUAUUAGGCUAGAGUGGGAGGGUGUAUGUAGUGUAGUGGGGAGGUGAUCAUACUCAGUGCAUGGACACUCUAUAAGAUGCUCAUUUGCAUUUGCCUCACUCUAUCUGACUGAUUGAAACUUUACACACCGUUCUCUCUCUGUCAAGAUUUAUUUUGGUUAAGACAAGUUUUGCUUUCUGUGACUGCUCUUUGGGGAGAUGGUCGUUUCUGUGAAGGAUUUCCACAUUUCUCAUAUCUGGAGGUUUUUUUCCACUACUGUGUGUCUUGUCUUUUCUGCUGACAAGACGACCUGAGGAGUCAUACUGUACAACCCACACUAGUGUUUGGUCUUGCUCUGGGAAAAUAAUCUCUCUGUGUCUCUCGUUGUGUUCCGGGACACCUGGUGCGUGGACCUCGCUCAGGUACUACUUAACUACCUCUUGGAGGAUCCUUUUUCAGUUCCUUAUAUUCUCUGAUCGGAGAGAUCAUGGCUGAGGGUGGUGUCCCGUACCCCUCCGUGUUCAUGGUGGAUAGCCAUGCAGCAUUCCCAUCGCUGCCCCCCAAACCGAGACCUCCUGGUCGGGGUGGUGUGGCCCAAAGCCUGCUGUUCUUGCUGGUUGGUCUGGCUUUGUGUGGCUUGGCCAUAGAGGCCUGCUUCAUCUACCACCUCUACUCCAAACAGGGAUCUGUGGAGUCAGGGUCAGCUGGUAUGAGUAUCCAAGACCAAGAGGACAUUCCGAAGGAGGUUCCCCCAACUUCAAGACCAAACCCUAUUGUGUUGCCUUCAAAACCUGUUGCACAUCUGACAGCUGGACCUCAAGCACCCCAUGGAGAUGGAGUCAUGGUAUGGAACAUGCAGGCAGAACCAAUCCUCCAUGAAAUGGAGUACAAAGAUGGGAAGCUUGUCAUCCAGAAGGAAGGCUACUACUACGUCUACUCUAAGAUCUUCUUCAGUGAGGUCGAUGUUGCGUUCACACACUCGGUCUGCAGAACUACUCCACGGUACCUUGGGAAGGACAUUGAACUCCUUGAGUCCAGGAGAUAUUACCCCAAGUUUGGUAAAAUUAUGUCCACAUCAAAUAGCUACCUGGGAGGGGUGUUCCACCUCUUUGAAGAUGACUCCAUCUUUGUCAAAGUGAAAAAUGUCACUCAAGUUCGGAUACAACAUUCCACAGAGAACGUGUUUGGUAUCUAUAUGAUAUAAUACGGGUUGAUGAUGAACAUACUUUUUUUAGAUAGCUGGCUGAUUAUCAUUGGUUUAAGGCAUAAUAAUACUGUAGGCCAAUUUACAUGUAAUAUUGUUACGCAGGGCCUUCCCCCUCAUUUUCUUUAAACAAAUCCUUGCAUCAAGAUGCAAUUCGAUGCGUGGAAAAUGUACUGUUGAAGAAAAAGCCCCUUUAUAAUAAAGCCAUAAUAAUGUUUGCCAUACACUAGGCUACAGUUGAGCAGAGGCGUUUUUAGGAUUUCCACACAUGGAUUUUUUUUAGCAGGGUCGUAAAAGAAUCCGCCUUUGAAAAAAGGCAUUUCAUGCAGUUCUACGUCAUUUACAUGAAAGACAUUGGAUGUAUCUUUUUAUUACCGCACAACUGACUGAAAUGGCUGGCUACUCUGACACUGACAAACUGAGAUCAAUCUGGUCUUGAAUUCAAACAAACAAUAGCCCAGGCCAAUGAAGCGACACACAGAUUGUACAAUAUUAGGAGGCAAUAUAUAUAUAUAUACUGUAUAUCAUAGUUUACAGUAGGUUACUAAAUAAAAUGUAGAGUGGAGGGCCUCCCGGGUGGCGCAGUGGUCUAAGGCACUGUUUCGCAGUGCUAGCUGUGCUAGCUCUGUCGCAGCCGGCCGCAACCGGGAGGCACAUGGGGCAGCGCACAAUUGGCCCAGCGUCGUCUGGGUUAGGGAGGGUUUGGCCGGUAGGGAUAUCCUUGUCUCAUCGCGCACUAGCGACACCUGUGACAGGUCGGGUGCAGUGCACACUGACCAGGUCGCUAGGUGUACAGUGUUUCCUCCGAUACAUUGGUGUGGCUGGCUUCUGGGUUGGAUGCGCGCUGUGUCAAGAAGCAAUGCGGCUUGGUUGGGUUGUGUUUUGGAGGAUGCAUGGCUCUCGACCUUCGCCUCUCCCGAGUCCGUACGGGAGUUGCAGCAAUGAGACAAGACAGUAACUAGUACCAAUUGGAUACCACAAAAUUGGGGUAAAAAAAAUACAUGUUGAGUGGCACACUGAUUCACCUAAUGAUGAAGAUGAAGUCAUAGGCUUCUCACGGUGAGGGCUGAUGCACUAGUUGUGGCAAUAGCCUAUCUCAAGAUGAGCUACUUUGAAAAACAGUGCUGCUGUUAGCUAAAAAUUGGGAGUUGUUAUUAAGAAAAACAAUUUAUUGGUUCUAAAGACAGAUUUGGUCAGGAGGUAACACAUUAUGUUGAUAGUUUGCCCUCAAGAACAAGAACAAAAUAACUGCAUGAACAUUACCUCUGUAUGCUAGUGUUCAAUGCAUAUUUGUAUUCUUUAUUCUCUUAUAUAUUAUUCUCUUUAUUCUGUUAUAUUGACCUGAUUAAAAAUAAUAUAUCCAUAAUAGUAUAAGGAAAUACAUAAUAUAGAUAUAGGGAAAAAUAUUUAGAUAUUUAGAUCAUUCGAAAAAUUGACAAGUAGAUAUAUUCUACGUUUUUGAAACAAUUUAAGAAUACCUGAUAUUCAGGUAAAUUGCAUGUAAACCACUGCAUAAUGAUAAGGUCAAAUGUUGGACUAUCUUUUUCCCUCUUUGUAUACCCUCCAUAAAAUGACCAAGUAAUUAACUCAUUUCAGUACCCUCAACAUGUUGUAUUUCACCUUUUGGUGUUUUAUAUUUAUUUAACAUUUUAUACAAAUGUAAAGUAGUCAUUGUCCUCCAUAUUCUGAUAAACACGACUUAUCAACUUCCAUAUAUAGUGAGAAAUAAAAUAAAAUAUGUUUUUUUCUUCUUGGACGCUAACGCUAUGCAAGCAGUAGGCUAUAGCUGUAACACAUACUGGGUAUUUUGUAUAUUCUAUCCUGCAAAUAUUAAAAUAAAUAAAUGUUGAAUUUUUUAUCUU